Molecule: messenger RNA, 2509 nt
Organism: Vespula vulgaris
Lineage: Eukaryota; Metazoa; Arthropoda; Insecta; Hymenoptera; Vespidae
Product: gamma-aminobutyric acid receptor alpha-like
Exons: 12
Coding region: 873-2480 (535 amino acids)
Biological process (GO): nervous system process; signal transduction; chemical synaptic transmission
Cellular component (GO): synapse; neuron projection; membrane
Molecular function (GO): extracellular ligand-gated monoatomic ion channel activity; GABA-A receptor activity; neurotransmitter receptor activity
Source: RefSeq, a predicted model, not a curated record
GAAGAACUCAUUUCUCUUGAAAACGAUCCUACCGUAGAACGAAUUCAAGUGGAGGAUGGAAAACGAUGUCAAAUACGACGCGUUUGUAUUCCCUUUGAGCCAGCGAAAGAAACUCCAAGAAAGAAAAAAAUCACAGAAGGAGAGGAAAAAAAGAAUUUAUAAAACUGAUCGUAUGUAUCUGUAAUAGAAAAAGUCAUAAUAUUUUUAGAAAACGCGUUGAAGUUUAAGUAAGAAAUUUUUAUAAAAAUGAUCCUAAACCAGUCAUCUUGAUUUGUUGAUAAAUGUAGUUUUAAGUAAAAAAGGGAUCGAAUUUAACACGAUUCUGUUUUUCCUUAACAUAGUUUAGAUAAUAGAUCUACAAUUGAUAAUGAUGAACGAUCAUAAAGAUUUUUAUCAUAAAGACAUACGAAAAGGUUUCCAGUUUUAGAUUCUUUUCUUUUUUGAAGUUGAUCUUUUUUGCAUUUGAAUUCGUAAAGAUUCGCAAAGAAGUUGAAAAUGGUGUGAGAGAAUAAGAGAUCGAGGAGUCGUUUAAACGCGGGAAUCGCCGGCGUGCUUUUGGAGCUUGCGCGCCGAGCACCGCGUUCUGCGAAUCGUUCUUAAGAGCUUUAGCGGUGGGAAGCCCACGCGACUCUGGCAAUGGUCUGUCGUUCGUCGGUGUCUCGAGGCGAUCAUCAAAAUCGGCAGUGACUACAUUUUCAAAGCUUUUCCUUCGAAGGAUUAAAGAGAGAACAAGUCUUUUUCUCUCUUUCUUUUCCUUUCUCUUGUUCUUCUCUCUCUCUCUCUCUUUCUCUCACUUUUCCUCUCUCAAGUUUCGACGAAGUUUCUUCAUUACGAAGGUAAAACGAAAAAGGAAAAGAAACGGAGUGAUAAUCAUGAAAUUGAACGUAGCGGAGUUAUCGAUGUUGACCUUUCUUCUACCACUCACCACGUGCAAGAGUACUAAUUAUGAUAUUGAAAUUAUACCUUCGUUGAGAUUCAACUCGUCGGAGAAAAUUUCCUCCCCGUCGUUAACGAUCGAUAGAUUUUCUAGAGGCACAGUCACAGAUAUCGUCUCAAAAAAUAUAACCAUGGUUUUGGAGAAUCUUCUUAUGAAUUAUGAAAAUAGCCAACUACCAACACACGGAAAAGGAACACCAACGGUGGUAAAGACCAAUAUUCUGAUAAGAAGUAUGGGUCCUGUUUCCGAAUUGGAUAUGGAUUACUCAAUGGAUUGCUACUUUCGACAAUCUUGGCGUGAUUCUCGGCUUAGUUUCUUAGGACCUAUCAAGUCCCUCAGCCUUAGUAUCAAGAUGCUCGAGAGAAUUUGGCGUCCGGACACGUACUUCUACAAUGGGAAACACAGCUACGUGCAUACGAUCACUGUGCCCAACAAGUUGCUGAGAAUUUCUCAGGACGGGGAUAUACUCUAUUCGAUGAGGCUUACCAUUAAAGCGAAGUGUCCCAUGGAGUUACAGAAUUUUCCCAUGGAUCGACAAUCGUGCCCAUUAAUUUUAGGAAGCUAUGCUUACACGUCCCAACAGUUAGUUUAUGAAUGGCAAGAAGGAUCGUCCGUAAACUUUGUUCCUGGAAUGGCACUAUCGCAAUUCGAUUUAAUGGGUUCUCCCUAUAGAAAUCUUACGUUUGUACGUCGUGAAGGCGAAUUCUCUGUUCUCCAAGUAUCUUUUAAUUUACAACGGAAUACCGGUUAUUUUUUGAUACAAGUCUACGUUCCAUGUGUACUUAUAGUCGUCUUAAGUUGGGUAUCGUUUUGGAUUCAUCGUGAAGCUACCAGUGAUCGAGUAGGUCUAGGUAUCACAACGGUACUAACACUUUCUACGAUAAGUCUUGAUUCAAGAACUGAUUUACCAAAAGUGAGAUACGCUACAGCCCUCGAUUGGUUUCUUCUCAUGAGUUUUGGUUAUUGCAUCGCUACACUUUUAGAAUUUGCUGGGGUACAUUAUUUUACAAAGGUCGGAAGUGGAGAACUUCCAUUAGACGACGAAGAAUGGGAAAAUAUUUCGGACAAGGAGUACGAAGAUCCAUUUUGUACGAUCGCUACUUGCGGUCCCCAAACCAUUCAUCCAGAUAGUAUCGUUGACGAAACUUCCAGAAGAAGUUCCACCGUCUGCAGCGUUUAUAAUGACUCGGUAACGUACAACCGACGAUCUUAUCAACCCGUAACAAUUACAUCGAGACCAUCCACAAUGGAAAGACAAACGCAAACCGAACGUCGAUUGCCUAAAUGGAGACAAUUUUUAUACUGUUUGGCAGGUCACGAUGAGUUCAGAAGACAACGACAACGUGAAGCAGUAAGGAAUUGCCGAAAAUUUGGAGAACGUGUAGCGAGACAUAUCAAUAGUGUAUCGACUAUAGAUAGAGUUGCACGAAUAGUUUUUCCAGCAUCUUUUGGAUUACUUAAUAUAUGCUACUGGGUCGUUUAUGUCACUUAUCAGGAAGAAUUUAAAUGGCAAGAUCCACCGAUUGGUUCGAUUUCUAAAUAAAAACAUACUUGUCAAUUAAAUAUUGUCAA